This is a messenger RNA of Populus trichocarpa (black cottonwood), 1271 nucleotides long. RefSeq names its product peroxidase 11. The coding region runs from base 116 to 1141 and encodes 341 amino acids. Lineage: Eukaryota; Viridiplantae; Streptophyta; Magnoliopsida; Malpighiales; Salicaceae. The record is from RefSeq and is a predicted model, not a curated record. The transcript has 4 exons. Gene Ontology annotation, biological process: response to oxidative stress; hydrogen peroxide catabolic process. Gene Ontology annotation, molecular function: peroxidase activity; heme binding.
AUGCAAAAACCAAAGUGCAAGGAUCUACUUUCUUUCCAUUUAUAUAUCUCACAGAGUCCAACCCAUCUCUCCCACUCUUCUCUACUAUCAUUCAAGGAAGGCAAAAGAAGCAACAAUGGCGUUUCCCCUUCAUGAAUCAAAGCUUCCCGUAUUACCACUUGCUAUGCUGGUUUUUAUCUCCAUCCUCAGCGGAAGCUUGCAUGCAAGUGACCCUCCUUUAACUUUGGACCACUAUGCUUCGACAUGCCCCGAUGUGUUUGAGAUUGUCAAGAAAGAAAUGGAAUGUGAAGUUCUUUCUGAUCCACGUAAUGCAGCUUUGAUAUUGAGAUUACAUUUCCAUGACUGCUUCGUUCAGGGGUGUGAUGGUUCAGUAUUGCUAGACGACACAAUCACCUUGCAAGGGGAAAAGGAAGCUUUAACAAACACAAACUCUCUGAAAGGAUUUAAAAUCAUUGAUAGAAUUAAGAACAAGAUCGAGUCCGAGUGCCCUGGAAUAGUCUCUUGUGCAGAUAUCCUCACCAUCGCCGCAAGAGAUGCAGUCAUUCUGGUUGGUGGACCAUACUGGGAUGUUCCUGUGGGAAGGAAAGAUUCUAAAACUGCAAGUUUCGAGCUCGCAGCAUCAAAUCUUCCAACAGCAGAUGAGGGUCUGCUAUCUAUCAUGACCAAGUUCCUUUACCAGGGCCUUUCAGCUACUGAUUUGGUAGCUCUUUCAGGGGCGCACACUAUUGGCAUGGCACGUUGUGCGAAUUUUCGAUCAAGGAUUUACGGGGACUUUGAAACAACUUCGGAUGCAAGUCCAAUGUCUGAGACCUAUCUCAACAGCUUGAAAUCGACGUGCCCAGCUGCUGGAGGAUCUGGGGACAAUAACAUAUCAGCGAUGGACUAUGCCACGCCUAAUCUUUUUGACAACUCUUUCUAUCAAUUACUAUUGAAAGGAGAUGGACUGCUAAGCUCAGACCAGGAACUGUACUCAAGCAUGCUUGGGAUCGAAACAAAGAAUCUUGUGAUAAAGUAUGCUCAUGACUCCCUUGCUUUCUUUCAGCAAUUCGCAGAUUCUAUGGUGAAAAUGGGAAAUAUUACAAAUCCUGAUAGCUUCGUCAACGGGGAAGUUAGGACAAACUGCAGAUUUGUGAACACAUGAAGUGCCAAACUGCGAGCUUGCGGAAAGUAAUUUGAUUUUAUAUUAUUUGUUUAUCAUGUCAAGAAGUGGAAAGUAUAUGUAAUAAUAUUAGCCAUUGGUUGAUAUUAAAGCUCGAAUUCUCUUUUAUUCA